Hypanus sabinus (Atlantic stingray) is the source of this 4983-nucleotide messenger RNA. It is a transcript of the gene mnd1, whose product is annotated as meiotic nuclear divisions 1 homolog (S. cerevisiae). Gene Ontology annotation, molecular function: double-stranded DNA binding. Gene Ontology annotation, biological process: reciprocal meiotic recombination. Lineage: Eukaryota; Metazoa; Chordata; Chondrichthyes; Myliobatiformes; Dasyatidae. The transcript has 5 exons. Bases 211 to 843 code for a protein of 210 amino acids. The record is from RefSeq and is a predicted model, not a curated record. Gene Ontology annotation, cellular component: nucleus.
GAAGAGGUCGCUGCCGGAUACGGUAACGCUCGCAGGUCCACUCUUGCUCGGGAGUGUGUUCGUUCUCGUUGGCAGUCCGGGAAGCGGGAGUUGCUUGGGAGACGUCGGGGCGCGACGGUAACAUGGUGAGAGAAGGGGCUGUUUGGGUUUUGUUCUCUGCUCUGAAAAUCUAAAAGGAAAGGAUUAUCCUUUGAAGAGAAGCAAAGUCGUAUGAUGGAAAUAUUUUUUGAAACGAAAGAUGUAUUUCAGCUUAAAGAUUUGGAGAAGAUUGCUCCAAAGGAGAAGGGGAUCACUUCGGUAUCAGUGAAGGAAGUCCUACAGAGUUUGGUUGAUGAUGCUAUGGUGGACACCGAUCGAAUAGGAACUUCCAAUUAUUUUUGGGCAUUUCCGAGUAAAGGUCUUCAUGUUCGAAACCAAAAAUUGGAAAAGUUGAAGAGACAGGACCUUCUCCCUUUUUCUACCAAUGUCAUUGGUACUAAUAUGUACCAUGACUUCUGGCUGCUCACCUUCCCUUCUCAGGAUAUUGUGGAUGCGUUCAGAAUCAACAUGGACCCUGGCACCCGGGAGGAAAGUUGCCAUCCGUGUUUGUUUUUGUGUGUCCACAGAAUUGCCUAUUUGUUCCCUAACUAUAGAAUCCCCUAUUACUGCUGCCAUCCUCUAGUCUCUGCCUUUCUAAGUCACAGGGCCAGACUCAGUGUCAGAGGCACUUACCAGGAAGGUUCCCCCCCACCCCCCAACAGUGGAGUGGUUAUUGUUGAGGGGUUCAGCCACAGUGGUGCUCUCCACUAUCUAACAUUCUUCCUUCCCUCUCCUGACAGUGACCCAUAUAUCUGUUUCAUGUAGCCUUGGGGUGACACCUCCCUGUAGCUCCAGCCUAUCACUGCCUCACUUUCCCUAACAAGCCGAAGGUCAUCGAGCUGCAGCUGCAGUUCCCUAACUCAGUCUCUAAGGAGCUGCUGCUCGAUGCACCUGGUACAGAUUUGGCCAUUGGGGAGGGUGGUGAUCUCCCAGAUAUCGCACAUCUGUCACCCAGAAGAGAACACCUGCUCAGCAGAAGUACCCCCUAUUCUCAUAAGAGUUAGAUAAGAAAAAAGAAAUAAAGAAUGAACUUGCCUCCACCUGUUCUCACUGAAGCCCCAUUGAGCCAAAGCCUUACCACCCUGACGAUGACUGCUCCCACAAUAACUGCUGUGCUAGAUGGUACCCCUCUUUUAUGGGACUUACUUUUUAAAGCUCUUUACCAGACCUGCAUGGGAACAUUUCUCCUGCGUCUGGACAGUACUCUACAACAUAGAUGGAGAACCUGAAAAAAUGGAAUGAGAUGCAAAGUAGAAGAAGUGUAGUUGAGGUAGCUAUGGGAAUCCGUGGCCUUGAAUUGAAUAUUUGUCACUUAUUUGCCCUCUAAGAUAGAGACCAAAAAUUCCAGAAAUGGAAGAGAGAAUUUAAAGAUUGAGAAUGUGAAGGUGAAAUCAAGAAAGAAAUUGACAGGAAAAUUAUUACAAUUUUUGAGUAUAGGGAACAGUACCAAUGCAGUUGUUGAUGUACUGAGAAAAGAAUUGGAGAUCUCCUGAGUGGGUCUGGAGUGUUUCACACAGUCCACAGACAGGUAGACAUAGCUUGGACCCAGUAGUUAACAUAGCUACACAUUUCCUCUGGAGCCAGUGGGUAAAUUUGAAGGAAUUGUGAACACAUAGGGCUGAACAGUGUCUGUCUGUGCUGUAUAACACUGUGGCUGCUUUCUAAGUAUGAGUUUAGCCAGGCAAGAUUAUGCAUUAGUGGAGGGGAAUCUUAGACUGUUCAAGGAACAAACAAAGGACACUCAAAUCAUACGGAUAAGGGAGAUUGUAGGAUUGGGAAACUGAAAGCAGUCAAAAUGCCAUCAGAAAUAACAUGCCAUCAGAAAGAGAAGAAGGGAGGGAGUGAAUAAUUUCAACAGGGCAAGAGCAGAUUAAAACAAUUGGUCUGCCUGGACAAUUCUUAUGAAUCUUGGACAGUAGGUAGAAAUGGGCUGAGCAAGGAAUAGCUUACUCUUUUGUACUCAUAAAAGAUCUUUGAUUCUUUUUUGAUUUUCCUUGGUCUUUUUCAAUGCAUUCUUAUUUCCCUAAUUUAACUCCUGUACUUUAUAUAUCCUUUUAGAUUUUCCAAUGUAUUGACUUUUGUUUCCCGCAAUAACCUCAGCGUGCAUGAAUUCAUCUUGACAAUUGACGUUGGCUGGGAUCCUUCUUCAGGAUGGAAAGGACAGAAGAAAGUGGGUAAAAGGGAAGGAGUGCAAGCUGGCAAGUGGUUGAUGAAACCAUAUGAGGAAUGAAGGGGGAUGAAGUAAGAAGUGAUAGGCAGAAGAAGUAAAGGGCUGAGAAAGAAGGAAUCAUCUUUGACAUUUUUGUUUGACAUUUCUAGUAAAACCAUUAAUAUGCAGUAAAAGCAAACUUAAUAAGAACUGGUCAUGCAGCUUCUGUGGAGGCAGAGGAUAGCUGAGAUCUUGAGUAAAGAUACAACAUUAAGAUUGAGAUGUAGAGGGGAGAUAACCAGUAUAUAGAGGUGAGAAAGUGGGAUGAGAGAGGGUAUGGUAACAAUAGGAUGAUGGUCAAAUGGAACCAGGUCGUGGAAGAGAAUAGGUGGAAUUGGGAGACAAUGACUGGUGAGUGAUGGGUAGAAACGGAUAAGGAAACAAAUAAUUGCAGCUUUAUAAAACCCUGGUUAGGCCACAAACAGAGUAUUGCAUUCCAUAGAACACUACAGCACAGUACAGGCCCUUCAGCCCUCCAUGUUGUGGCGACCCAUAUAAUCCUUAAAAAAAAGUACUAAACCCACACUACUCCAUAACCUUCCAUUUUUCUUUCAUCCAUGUACCUGUCCAAGAGGCUCUUAAAUACCCCUAAUGUUUUAGCCUCCACCACCAUCCCUGGUAAGUCAUUCCAGGCACUCACAACCCUCUGUGUAAAAAAAAACACAAACAAAAAAAAAACUUACCCCUGAUGUCUCCCCUAAACUUCCCUCCCUUAACUUUGUACAUACGCCCUCUGGUGUUUGCUAUUGGUGCCCUGGGAAACAGGUACUGACCAGUACUAACAGGUUGCCGCAUUACAGGAAGAAUUUGGAGGCUUUGGAGAAGAUGCAGAAGAGUUUAAUCAGGAUGCUGCCUGGAUUGCUGGGCAUGUGUUAUUUGAGGCUGAACAAACUUGGGUUGUUUGCUCUGGAGCAGCGAAGGCUGAGGGGACACCUGAUAGAAGUCUAUAAGGUUAUGAGAGGUAUAGAUAGAGUAGACAGCUGUUACCUUUCCUCAAAUAUCUAAAACAACAAGAUUAGAUAUUUAAAGUGAAAGGGACAAAGAUCAAAGGAGAUGUGCAGGCCAUGUGUUUUUACACACUGCAGUGGUGCCUGGAGUGCCUUGCUAAAGGAGGUAGUGAAGGCAAUUUUGAGAGGAACAUUUAUCACUAUUCUUUUCUGCAGGUGAGGGGGUUGGGAGCUGUUAUUGUCACAGUUUUUUUCUGUGAAGGAGGGGGAUUUUGUUGUCCAUGAGUUUUGUUUCUUUUCGUUAUUGUACCAGGGUGGGGGAGUUGGUGUCUUGUUUUUCAUCAACAGCUAUGGUCUUCUUGUAUUUAUUUAAUGGCUAUCUAGAGAAGACAAAUAUCAUAGUUGUACUGUACAUGCAUACUUAGACAAUAAAGUGAAUUUUUGAUCCUUUAGGAAGUUCUUGGAUAGUCACAUGAAUGUGCAGAGAAUGGAGGGAUAUGGGCAUUUAUAGAGGCAGAGGAAUUAGUUUAAGACAUUUCAGUUAUUUAGUUUGGCACAACACUAUGGGACAAAGGGCCAGUGCUGUGCUGUACUAUUCAUAAUCAGAAUCAGGUUUAUUAUCACUGAUAAAUGUCGUGAAAAAUGUUGCUUUGUUGCGGCAGUAUAGUGCAAGACAUAAACAAUUACUAUAAGUUACAACAAGAAAUAAACAGUGCAAAAGAGGAAUAGUAAGGUAGUGUUCAUAUAUUCGUAGAACAUUCACAAAUCUGAUAGCAGAAGGGAAGAAGCUGUUACUAAAAUGUUGAGUGUGUGUCUUCAUGAUUGCAUCAAUAUUUUGGGCAAGAUAGAUCCACUGAGAUGUUGAUGCUCAGGAACUCGAAGCUGUUCACCUUUGCCACUGGUGAUCCCUUAAUAAGCACUGAUGUGUGUUCUCCUGACUUCUCCUUUCUGAAGUCUGCAAUCAGUUCCUUGGCCUUGACAACAUUGAGUGUAAAGUUGUUGUGACAACACUCAAACAGCCGAUCUAUCGCAUUCCUGUACAACUCCUUCUUAUCUGAGAUUCUGCCUGCAACAGUGGUGUAAUUGGCGAAUUUAUAGAUGGUGUUUGUGCUGUGCCUAGCCACACAGUCAUGAGUUUAGUGAGAGUACAGCAGUGGGCUAAGUACACAAAAUAGGAGGUGUGCCUAUGUUGGUUACAGCAUGAUCUGUUAUUAACAUUAACAGGUGUUACUAACUGCACUGAUUGUGGUCUCACGAUGAGGAAGUCAAGGAGCCAGUUGUAGACCCCGGUUUUAAAGCCUAUUGAUAAGUACUGAGGGAAAGGUAGUGUUAAAAUCUGAGCUGUAAUUGAUAAACAACAGCUGUACGUAAGUAUUGUUGUUGUCCAGGUAGACCAAAGACAGGUGGAGAGCCAGUGAGAUGUGUCUGCUGUCAACUUGUGGCAGUGGGCAAAAUGCAGCAGGUCCAGGUCUUUGCUUAGACUAGAGUAAAUCCUAGCUUCAUCAUAGUAGCUGCGAGUGGUUCACAUGCAAAAUACUGGAGGAACUGUAUUUGUGAUACUGGUUCUACUCAACAGUACAUCGAAUCCAGGCAGGCAUGUGCCGAAUAUUCUCUCCAUUGGCUCAAUCUACAUUGUCUCUGUUUUGGGACAUUGCAUUAUGGUGCAGUCAAAGUUAUUUCUCCUUAAAACUUAAUCAUAUUUGUAAAUAAACAUACUUUACAAAUUUGGUGAUUUUCUCUUUUUUUUUC